Molecule: messenger RNA, 1972 nt
Organism: Paramacrobiotus metropolitanus
Lineage: Eukaryota; Metazoa; Tardigrada; Eutardigrada; Parachela; Macrobiotidae
Exons: 7
Coding region: 212-1498 (428 amino acids)
Biological process (GO): regulation of gene expression
Cellular component (GO): nucleus
Source: RefSeq, a predicted model, not a curated record
CUGGCACUUCCAAGUUCCAGUACAGCAAAGCGCAAACCGCUGAAACCAGACAUGUGCAUUCCUGAAGCUUUGUGACAUUUGUCAGUUGCAUUUGCCAUCAAAAUCCGUAUUCUGGUUUGUUAACGAUUUUCUUGACUGUUUUGAUUCCUUAUUUCUUUUAUAACCUCAACGGUAAUAAUUAUUGUCAUCGGAGAUUUAUUUAUGAAUUACUAUGGCUCCGCGUUACAUCCAGCUGUGCUCUCCCAGCCUGCUCGGCCAGACACCCCUCACCCUGUUGGCAGGCGGUGCACAUUGCUACCAAGCCUGCCGUAACACGCUGCGUGCGCGGCUGCUUACGGAUGAUUUCCGUCUGGUCUUCCGCACGAUGAUCGGCCAGAAGGAGCACAGUAUCGAGUGCCAGUCGGAGACGGACCUGCAGAAUCUCCUGCACCACGGACACAGUGAUGAGGGCGGACGCGAUAUUCUGGAGCUGCAUGUUGUGCGCUUGCCUCGGCGUGCGCACGGCUCCGCUGCUGGCAGCAACGCGGAUGACGCAACAGCGUUGUCGGUGCAGAUCACCGUCGGCCACAUGUGGAACGCCGUAAAGUUGAUGCUGCCCAAGGAGAACGAGGUUCCCGUGCUGCGCGGCAUGAUUGACCAGAUGACGAAUCGUAUCGCUAGCCGCACCGCGGAACGCUCACCUUCGCCGCAUCCCGGGAAUGCUGUGCCGCGGGAGUCCGAUGGACUGCAACAUGUGCUGGACACGCCCGGAAGCAACGGCGGAAUUAAUCGCGGACGGGUUGAUGGAUUUCACAGCAUAGUGGCAUCUCAUCGAGCGAGCGACACCGUCGAGAAUUACGGUUCGCGUGGCUCCAUCCAUGGUAACUUGGAGCCGGCGCUGAAUCAACGGCCGUUGGUGCAGGAUCUGCGUAAGGCUCCUAAACGCGUGCAUUUCGCCGAGCUCAUGGGAGCGCGGUCGUCGGUGGUGGCCUCGGCGGAUCGUCGUAAGCAAGCCAAGCAGGGGAUCGUCCAGCACAAGCAGCGCAGUAGCACGCUGCCCUCGUCCAGCCAGCCCCUGAUGGUCAUGACCAUGCCACCGCCGCUGGUGCAGCCGGGCGCCGGGGAACCGAUCGUGGAGCGAGUAUCGGCCAGCAACAAAUUCCUGGGCUACAAAUGCCCCAUGUGUCCGCAGCGGAAGGCGAUCAAGCGGGAAAUGACGAUGCAUAUGGCGUUCCACGGCAGUGCUGGUCCUCUUUCAUGCCCGCGCUGUAAUUUCGCCACCGACAACCGGAAGCGUUUCAAUCACCACGUUAAAGUGCACCAGCAGGAGGAGGCCGAGCAGGAGGCGGCGGUGAUGUCGGCGGCGGCGUGGGGUGGUGCGGAUGCGGCCAUGCGGAAUCCGUCUGUGAAAGGUGGCGAAUCGCCAUCAGAGGCGAGCGAGGAAUCGCCCCCGUCGGAUCGGCCCUUUAGCGGACAACUGCUGAUGCCGCGAAAGCGUGUCGCUUCCAGUGAGCGCUAGACGGAGAAAUGUCUUCCGGGGGAAAUGUAACAAGCGUACUGUGUCUUGGAUGAUUGUGGAAUGGUGACACGACAGAUGGAUAACUCGAUAAUUUAGUAUUUCGUUGGACGAUGAAACCCAGUGGUGGAUACUCUCUAUGAGAAUAUAAUCGGUUGCCUUUUGUUUUGAUACAGUUACUGAGUAUUUACGAUUGGGCUGGCGGUUUUGUACAGGCCGCGAUCUCAAACGCGAUCUGCCUGACGUGAUGUUGAUAAUUACUUGCGCGUCAUUUUGUUAUUAUUUUGAUCACUCUAUUCCGAAGAUUUUUAGUACAGGUUUUAUGAGAGCGUAUUUCGUUGGUUGCACAGUGCACUGAUCUUCAUAAUUUGACCAAUGUCGCACAUUUUCUUUGUAAUGGGUAAUUAAGUACUCGUUUUGUUGUUGAAUCUUCUACUUUGUUAACUGUUUUUAUGGAUGCAUGCAAACGAUUGGAGU